Molecule: messenger RNA, 4118 nt
Organism: Vicugna pacos (alpaca)
Lineage: Eukaryota; Metazoa; Chordata; Mammalia; Artiodactyla; Camelidae
Source: RefSeq, a predicted model, not a curated record
GGGUGGGGUGGGGUGCACAGCUUGGUGGCACUGAUGAUUUCCCAUGGAAACAGGCGACCGGAGGCUGCAGGGGCUGGGAGAGCCCAUUGCGGAGGGUCUCAAACGCCAUCCUGAGCAGUCUGGACUUGAUCCUGGGGCAACACGGAGGCCUUGGGGGGAUUCGCGUCCGGAGCCUGGUUAGGAGGCUCAGAAAUGAGGAAGGAAGUUACACGACUAAGAGUGGCCGUGGGCUGUGCUGGGGGCAAUGGGGAAAGGUGACCAUCCGUCCUGGCCUCUUUGUCCUCUUUCCCCAGCGGCCCUUAGGUGUUCAAUCUGGAGGGAGAAGAUCACUCAGGGCCCCGUCCUGGGCCAGGAUGUUAAGUGACUGUGAAAGCCUUUCCCUUCACCCCUCAGUUCAGCCCCCCCGAGUGGCGAUGGGUUCUGUCUGCACAGAAAACACAAAGGAAGGGCUUCUCUUGUUCACGGAGAGAAAACUCCCCAAGUUUGUGCAGAGGAUUUGGAAACAGUUCCCAGGUGGGGAAAGGUAGCCGGGUCGGUGGCCUCAACUGUGUCCCCAGGCUCUCCUUUCUCCUGUGGGUCAUUCUCUCACAGCCUGUCCUGCCCCCAUCAUGCUGCCCUUGUGACCGAUGUUUGGGCAAAAACCCCUCUCCUCAGUUUCUCUAGCUCAGCUGAGACGGUGGUUCCACCAGGACUCGCCUGGAAUCUGAACACACACACGGUCCGGUUUCCAGCUCCAGCUGUCACAUGCACCCCUAACAGAUGGGCGCACCUCCCGUGGGGUGGAUCCAUGGUUCAGGCACUUUUCCUGGUCUCCAUGACCUUCUGCCUCCCCCCAGCUUCUGGCCCACAACCACACAAGGGCCAUGAUCUUUAUCUGUCCACAUGCAGGAGUUGUCCACUGUCUGACCAGCUCCCGAACACGAAGCAGAUGUCUAUGCUCAAGUCUGCCACGGCCCAGUCCCUCUGUCCUCGGCCACCCCAGGCUGGCCUGAGAGGCAGACUGGGGCUACCAGUCCCUCCAGGAGAAACGCUCCUCAGCUGUACCAUCGCCACAACCAGGCAACACGCCCCAUCCCCACAUGAGGGUCUUUCUCUCACAUGAGGUUAUUUGGUGCUGCUGGGUGGCUGAAGGUCGGGGAGGGGGUGGCUGGGGUACAUUUUUUACAGUGAGUCACCAAGAGUGAGAAGGACUUUUUUCGAUAGCACGCAGCCUUCUAGAAAUCUUGCUCUCCAUGACUUCCUUCUCUGAAGCAGAGAUAAAGGUGGCAGUCACGUAGAGACAUAUGUGAGAGGCUGCGUUGGAGGCUGGGGGAGUUUUCAUGUUUCUAAGGCACAGGGAUGUGGGCCCAGCUAACACUGGAAAAUGCUGGAGUGACAGAAAUGCAGCUGGAGAAGGCUGUCCCUUAAUGUCUGGGGAGAUGGCUCAGGGAUACGUGGCAGGGCUAGCAGGGAUGAGUGAGCCACGCCAGACAGACUCGGACAGACUGGGGAUGCGGGAGAGGGGGUGGCUGGGUGAUGCAGAAGGAGGGCAACUGAAGCAGACCCGGCAGGCCCCGCGCUGAGGCGUCUCACCAGCGCCCCCAUGAGAAGUGUUUGUUGGUAAAGACCAGAACAGCACUCCUGUGAUCAUUGUAUUUCUGGCUGUACAGAGGUUGGUGCUUAAGGUAAAUAUUAUAAACCGUUCAGUCCACUGGGUGAGCUUAGGUCCAACUGUUUCUUCUGCUGUCUGUCCAAUAACCCUUUGGGGCAGCACUGGGAAGCACCUGAACCGGGUGGACCCCAAAUUCAAGUGUCUGAUUCCCAGCAGUUAAGACCAGGUGAGCAACUUCAGGGAGAAGGUCUGAUUCCUAGACAGACAGCUGUUCCUGCAGGGCUGGGUCGGGCUUGGGGCAGGCGGGCAGGAGAGAUGCGAUGUGAUUAUGCACAUGUGUUCCUCUUUCCCUCCCUCCUGCGUGGCUGGUCAUCGCGCUGCCCCAUGGUCCCUCAGAUAGGUUUGACACAAGCUGGUUGCCAGCCUGAGGGCAUGGUGGGUGUGUGGGCUAAGAAGGGGAGAUGGAGGGUCAGCAGAUGUGAGGCUUAUGGGAGGUGCUGAAGUUUUGCUCAUCUGAACAGGGAAUCUUAGUUUGUCCUUUUGGCAAAAGAUCUUUGAGGCAAAGGCUGGGUUCCAGCUGUGCCCAGUGGAGAGUCAGCUCAGGUGGCCGAAUUCCCAGUCCCUGCUGUUACGCACUGUCUGACUCCAUCUGGGCUGAUGUAAUGAAAUACCAAAGACUAGGUGGCUUAGGAACAGGAAGAAUGUAUUUCUCAUUCUUCUGGAGGCGGAGAAGUCCAAGGUCAAGGCACCGGGAGAACCCGUGUCUGGUGAGAGCGUGCUUCCUGGUACUUAGAUGGUGUAAGGAGCGAUGGUGCUUUGGUGUGGGGGGGGGUCCUCUCUUAAUAAGGACACUAAUCCCAUUACCGAGGGCUCCACCCUCAUGCCCUAAUAACUUCCCCAAGCCCCCACUCCAAAUACCAUGACUCUGAGGGUCAGAUUUCAACCUAUGACUUUUGGGGGAACACAGUCCGUCUAGAGCAUGCACUCAGAAAGAGUAAAUUCUGGCCAAGGUUAGGAGCCAGCCCUCUCAGUCUAUUAUUUGUUCCUCUGCGUGUUCUGUUUGCAUCCUUAUCACGGGAUCUUUCUGCUAAGCUAGCAGAAAGCCAGAACAUGACGUUGUCGGUGCUCCCAGCUCCUCUCCCACCCAGUGCUGCAUUCUUAUCUGGCCUCUGAGUCAAUGAAUGCUGAGCCUUCUCCAUGCCACGCACACUGCCCCCUCUUCUGCUCUUCCCAUCUCCUUGCUGAGUGUCCUUGGCUCUGUGCUUCCUCUUGGCCCAUCUCACUUCCUGAAACACCACUGAAGAGGGUUGCUUAUCUCGAUGGAGCUUCAGUAGACCUCCAGGCGCAGGGGAACUAACAGCGGCAGUGCUUUCAGAUUCAGCCCACAUAGAACCGUCCUCCGGCUCCUGGGGCCCCGCACUGAGGCUGGAAGAGGUGGCCCUGUGAUGGGCUCUCUCUAAGGACAGGGAGUCCUACUGGAGAAGAGCAGGAAUGGUCAAGUCGUGAGUUCUGGACUGUGGCUGCUGCACCUGGACCUCUGGCAAGAUGUCUGGCAAGAGCUAGGCUCACUGGUUCACACAGAUACUUUCGGCACCCCUGUUGACUGGGAGGCUCUUCUUGGAAAGCAAGAUGCCGGUCAACAGCACAACCAUGUCAUUGGCCAACAUUACCUACAUCACCGUGGAGAUUCUCAUCGGGCUCUGUGCCAUAGUGGGCAACGUGCUGGUCAUCUGGGUGGUCAAACUGAACCCCAGCCUGCAGACCACCACCUUCUAUUUCAUUGUCUCCCUCGCCCUGGCGGACAUUGCUGUGGGGGUGCUGGUCAUGCCUUUGGCCGUUGUCAUCAGUCUGGGCAUCACAGUUCACUUUUACAGCUGCCUUCUCAUGACCUGCCUGCUGUUGAUCUUCACCCAUGCCUCCAUCAUGUCCUUACUGGCCAUUGCAGUGGACCGAUACCUGCGGGUCAAGCUCACGGUCAGAAUGUUGUCAGGAAGAAUGGUUUAAGGAGAAAUGGUGGCUUUCAUUGGCUGAGUCUUUCUUUCAAGGUCCUAGACACCCUUCAACACAACCUUUGCAACCCCAUGGGCUCUAACUGAAACACCAAGUGUGGUGCAAACAGAGAAGCAGGGGCAGACCCAGAUGGAGGCGGGUGUGGGAGAGGCAGGGUGUAAUUCAUGGACAGAGCACAGCAGUCAAAGCCAACUGCACAGCAGGCAAACGUGCUUCGAGGAGACUAUUCCUCCCCAGGUGGGCAGUCCCAGGAGACUCCCAUAACUUUUACCUCCCAGGAACUGAAGAGUUCUUGGGCUGGAAGUGAAGCUGUGGGUGGGGUAUACAAGCACCUGACUCGAGGCAACUGCUGCUGGUCCACUGUAGAUCGUUAAGCGUUGGCUGGAUUUUUCUCUAAUCGUUGUCUACUCCAUCUUGUCUUCACAUCCAGUAAAGUUUAGCUGCAAUCCCCACAGAAUAGCAACACCCUGCAGCUCCAGCUCCCCUCUUCACCCUUUAGCAAUUCCUGCUGUGAACU